AGCGUGGAUCUAGGUGAGAUCAUGUUCUCCUUGUGCUACCUGCCCACGGCGGGCCGACUCACUCUCACCGUGAUCAAGUGCAGGAAUCUGAAGGCCAUGGACAUCACUGGCUACUCAGACCCGUAUGUGAAGGUGUCGCUCAUCUGUGACGGCCGGCGCCUGAAGAAGAAGAAGACCACCAUCAAGAAGAACACGCUCAACCCCAACUACAACGAGGCCAUCAUCUUCGACAUCCCGCCUGAGAACAUGGACCAAGUCAGCCUGCACAUCUCCGUCAUGGACUACGACCUGGUUGGCCAUAAUGAGAUUAUCGGGGUGAACCGUGUGGGCAGUCAUGCAGAAGGGUUGGGCCGUGACCACUGGAACGAGAUGCUGGCGUAUCCACGGAAACCCAUCGCUCACUGGCACCCCCUGCUGGAGGCCAAGAGGUCUGAGAAAGAGUGGAAGGCGCGCACGGCCAGCUUUGACAGCCAGGGCUCUUGCCCCUCCCCUCGCCUGCCGUCCAGCCCCUGAGGAGGGGCCUGAGAGAAGCCACACCCCUCCCUGGAGCCCCUCCCCCUCCCCGUGCUGCCGAGCUCCAGAGGUGGUCCACGUCCGUCCGUCUGUCCGUCCGUCCGCACAGAAGCCUCCUCGGACGGAAGCAGCAGCCCCGCACUGCUGAGAGAACCCUGUGUGUGUGUGAGAGACGUAACACAAGUGUGUGUGUGAGAGAGAGACGUAAACACAAGUGUGUGUGUCUUCCUCAUGCUUCUAGCUUCCUGCUGGAGCUCCUCACCGGUGUCUGGUUUAAAGCAAUGUGUGUCAUGUACAGUGUGUGAGAGACAUUUUCCUUUCUUGUGUAAAGUUGAAGAAUUUUAUGUUGUAAAAAAACGCUGCAUCAGCUUUCUGUUGUUGUGUUGUUGUGCUUCUGCAGUAUUCAAGUCAUGACAUCAUCAUUUAGAGACUCUUAUGUGGUUACGGAAUAGAGUUUAUCACACACCAUAAUCAAUGUGUGUGCGUUCAGCUUAUCACACACCCUAAUCAAUGUGUGUGUGUUCAGUUUAUCACACACCCUAACCGAUGUGUGUGUGUUCAGUUUAUCACACACCCUAAC
Clupea harengus (Atlantic herring) is the source of this 1093-nucleotide messenger RNA. RefSeq names its product synaptotagmin-10-like (gene syt6b). Gene Ontology annotation, biological process: calcium-ion regulated exocytosis. NCBI's taxonomy places the organism in Eukaryota, Metazoa, Chordata, Actinopteri, Clupeiformes, Clupeidae. Bases 22 to 513 code for a protein of 163 amino acids. The transcript is spliced from 4 exons. Gene Ontology annotation, cellular component: exocytic vesicle; plasma membrane. The record is from RefSeq and is a predicted model, not a curated record. Gene Ontology annotation, molecular function: calcium ion binding; clathrin binding; phosphatidylserine binding.